Callorhinchus milii (elephant shark) is the source of this 5296-nucleotide messenger RNA. RefSeq names its product complement C4-A. Gene Ontology annotation, molecular function: endopeptidase inhibitor activity. The transcript is spliced from 41 exons. Gene Ontology annotation, biological process: complement activation. The record is from RefSeq and is a predicted model, not a curated record. NCBI's taxonomy places the organism in Eukaryota, Metazoa, Chordata, Chondrichthyes, Chimaeriformes, Callorhinchidae. Bases 149 to 5026 code for a protein of 1625 amino acids. Gene Ontology annotation, cellular component: extracellular region.
UCAGUCAGACUUUGACAGGGUGUCUGUUACCGUCUCUGUUUUCGUCUCCUUAUUAACGUCUCUCUCUGUUGCCGUGUCUGUCACCCUCUUUGUCACCCUCUCUGUUAUCCUCUCUGUCACACCAACCUUGGCGAUCCACCUCACAACCAUGUGGGUGAGGGGGCUGCUCCUUUGUCUCAGUGCCAUCCUGCCCGCGACCAGACAAACUCCUUCUUACAUGAUUACCGGCCCAAACAUCAUGCAUGUGGGCGUUGAGGAGAGUGUCUCUGUUCAGCUUCACGGAGCUGAGCUUCCGGUCACCGUCACUGUUUACUGCUGGGACAUCAUCAGAAACACCAACUGUUCGGAUCAUGUUGGCUUCCACCUGAACGCAGGGAACUCAUUCCAGGAGAUACGGACCAUACGGGUUUCCCCAGAGACAGCCCGCAACCUUCAGCUUUGGAGACGACACCAGCAUUAUGUGACUCUGGUGGCUGAGAGUGAUCAGCUGUUCAGGCGUCGCAGGAUGGUCCAUGUCCGCCUCUCCUCCAAGAGGGGUUAUAUUUUCAUUCGGACCGACAAGUCCAUCUACACCCCCGAGGAGAAUGUCAGGUUCAGUAUCUUCACUCUCGAUCACCACAUGAGGCCGGUGGAUGAGGAAAUACUCUUCAGCGUGUUCAAUUCCAAAAAUAUGCAGAUCACAGCGGAUAUCCGGAAAUCUGGGAAAAUCUUACUCCAUCACAUCAGAAUUCCCGACAAUGCGGCACCUGGGAAUUGGAGGAUCGAGGCUCAGUUUUCCGAUUCCACGAUGUCCAAGGUGUCUACACAGUUUGAGGUCAAGGAGUUCGUUCUCCCCCGGUUUGAAAUCAAGAUCAAAGCCUCAGAAAUGUUCUACCUCGUGUCAAAGGAUGAAUUCAGCUUCAAAAUUCUGGCAAUACACACAUAUGGGGAACGCGUGGAUGGGAAGGCAUACGUCAGAUUCGGAAUCCUCGAUCAAAAUGGCAAUAAGACAAACUUGGGAGGCUUGGAGCAAGAACUGAGAAUGAAGAACGGGGAGGUCUCGUGUUCUUUAAAGACUCAAGACCUGCUGGAACAGUUGAAGAUGCUGACAAGUGUGAACAAACUGGUGGGUUCCCGGCUGUACGUGGCUCUCACUGUGUUUGAAACAGCCAGUGGUGAAUUGGAGGAAACCGAAGUGAGUGGAAUUCCAUUUGUUGCAACGCCAUAUGUGAUCGAUUUAUCAAAGACUCGGCGACACUUCGCACCUGGCCUUCCAUUUCCCGUGGUGGUGUUGGUGACGUCUCCUGACCAAUCUCCUACCCCAAAUAUUCCAGUGACAGUAGAAGGAUAUACCUUGUACACGGAUGAGACCGGCACAGUGGUGUUUGAAGUGGUUGCCCCCGCUAACGCCAGCAUUCUCUCUGUGAAUAUCACUGCUGGUGAGGGGACUCGGGGGAGAGAGUUCAGUCAAGCUGUGCAUAUUGUCCAUGCCUAUCAAUCUGUGAGCAGGAGCUACCUUCACAUGUACGUUCAGCCUACUCUCGUCCGCUCCGGACAGGUCCUCACUGUGCAACUGGAAGCUGUGACUGAGCCGGAACUUGGAGAUGUUGACUACAUUUAUUAUCUGGUUACAAACAAGGGCAGAGUAGUUCGAGCUGGUAAGACCCGCAGGUUGGAAAAGACUGAACUUACCAUCCCAGUGGAUGUGAGUCUGGUCCCGACGUUUCGCCUCAUUGCCUAUUAUUACAUCGGUAAUGACCACAGGAGCGAGAUGGUGGCCAACUCUUUAUGGGUCGAUGUGAAGGACGAAUGUGAGGGAAAGAUUGAAGUAAAGGAGAUGGAUCAAAGGCACGCUCCCGGCAGUGACCUUAAUGUCAUACUGAGCACGGAUGAUGCUGCCGAUGUGGCCAUGGUGGCUGUGGAUUCAGCUGUUUACAUUGUGAACAACAAGUACAAGUUGACAGCCAGAAAGGUCUUUGAAGCGAUGAACUCGUAUGACCUAGGGUGUUAUUAUGGAGGUGGAGCAAACACUGUUGGAGUAUUUAUGGAUGCCGGACUGACAUUUCUCUCUGAUGUGGCAAAGUCAGAAUUUCGUAAAGGAUAUUCAUGUGAGGAAGAUGCCAGGAGGCAGAAACGAUCGCUGGAUGUUCAGAAAGAAUACACCAACAAAUUGAAUCAGUACACUGAGCCCAGGCUCAGGAAGUGCUGUACGGAUGGACUGACCAAGAUCCCGAUGAGGUACAGCUGUGGCCGUCGAGUGGAGAGGGUGAGAGAGCGGAGGUGCAGGGCGGUCUUCCUGCUCUGUUGUCAGUACGGAGUCGAGCUAAGGAGAAACCAGUCACUGAAUGUGCGGUCAGUGGCCAGAUCUCUGCCAUUGGAGUUUGAGGAGUUUUUUGAUGAGACGUCAAUCCAUGUUCGCAGUAUCUUCCCUCACAGUUGGCUGUGGGGGAACCACCGAGUUCAGGGUCCAGGAAACCACACAUUGUCGGCUCGCAUUCCUGACUCCAUCACAACCUGGGAGAUUCAAGCAGUCGCCAUGUUUGACAAUAAAGGAUUCUGUGUCGCGGAAUCCAAGAAACUGACAGUAUUCCAGGAGUUUUUUAUAUCAAUGAGACUCCCGAAUGCGGUGACAAGGAAUGAGCAGGUGGAUGUGAGAGUGAUAUUGUACAACUAUCUCGCCCAGGAUAUCCAGGUCUUCGUGUACAUGAGGGGAGCUGAUGGUCUCUGUAGCCCGGCCACUUCAAAGGAUGAAGCCCGAGUUAUUACUGUCAGAAGAAACUCUGCCCAUUCCCUGGGCUUUCCAAUCGUUCCACUGGUGGCUGGGAAUAUCCCGAUCCAUGUGGUUGCACUCAGCACAAGUGGACAGAGAGAUGCUCUUCUCAAGCACCUGAGAGUUGUGGAGGAAGGUGUGAUGAAGACCGAAGAGACGAGCCUUCUUAUUAAUCCACUGGUGAGACGCUCGCAUGACAUAAAUACAGAAACUCCUCUUAACCAGGUCCCUGACACAGAAUCCUACCUGUACAUCAAAGCCAGAGGUGACCUGAUGGGUGAAUCCAUUGAAAACUCCCUGUCUCCAGAGGGUAUUAACCGUCUGAUCAGAGUACCAACCGGGUGUGCAGAGCAGACUGCAAUGCACUUGGCUCCCACGGUUUACGCCGUUGAAUACUUGGACCAGAGCCAGCAGUGGCUGCAUCUGCCAUCAGAGCGCAAGGACCAGGCUCUGGCCAACAUUAAGACAGGUUAUACAAAGAUUCUGGAGUAUCAGAAAGCGGAUGGAUCAUAUGGAACGUGGAAGGAAACUCCAAGCAGUGUGUGGCUAACAGCAUUUAUGGUUAAAAUCCUCUCGAUCGCCAGGAAGCACAUCAUUGUCAACGACAUGUUCAUCCACAAAUCUGUUUCUUAUCUGAUCAAUGCUCAGAACAGCUCCGGCCACUUUGAAGAUCCCCAUCCCGUGAUGGCAAGAGAGAUGCAGGGAGGAGUUGAAAGCUUGGUAUCCAUGACCGCUUUUGUUACCAUCGCCUUGCAGCAUUCCUUGGAUUCAUAUAAGAGACAUGACAUCAUCCCAGUUACACAAGUGAAAAAUAGUAUCGCGAAGGCUCUCGGUUUUCUGCACAAGGAAGUGCCGAGUAUCAAGCACCCCUUUGUAACCGCUAUCGCUGCCUAUGCACUCACGUUGGCCAGUCCAGAUAGUCCUGGGUCAGUGAAGGCUCACAGAAAGCUGAAGGACCUGGCCUAUUACAACAGAGAGAAAGACAUUCGCUACUGGAAGGUGACGGAUGUGGAACUAGUUGGGGGAGAGAAGAACCCUUCCCACGCCUCAGCCUUGGCGGUGGAAGCAACGUCCUAUGCUCUGCUGCAAAGCCUCAUGAUGAAGGACGAGACAUUUGCAUCCACCAUUGCCAAAUGGCUGACAGAGCAACGUAACUAUGGUGGAGGAUUCCGCUCAACACAGGACACAGUGGUGGCUCUAGAAGCUCUGUCUACUUACCACAGGAUUACCUUUGAGAAGGAACAGCUGAACAUGGAUGUGGAAUUCAGUGAGAAUGGAAGGAUGACGCAAAUCUACUUACAGAAGAGAAAUGCUUUGAGCCGCACCGAGUUGAAGUUUCCGCUGGGAAGCAAAAUUCAGGUCAAGCUAUCAGGUACCGGGAAUGGAACGUUGAAUCUUCUCAAAACUUACCGUCUCCUGGAGGAGCUUUCAAACCCAUGCACACACUUCAAACUGGAGGUCACCAUACAGAGCAAAAUGGAAUACCUGGACUCUCACUUUGAAUACAAUAACACAAUUCUUCCUGAAGACCAGUCAUUGGGCCUCAUUGGUUGGCAUGACUUGAGGUCACGGAGGAAGCGAGAGGUUGUCAAGACAGAGGCUGACCGAACCAUUUACUACACAGUCUGCACAUGGCGGGAGGAUGAGAUCGAACUGAAUGAGAUCAAGUCUGGAAUGGCAGUUGUUGACAUCUCCCUGCUCAGUGGGUUUGAACCAGAUACAACUCAUCUCGAAAAGUUAAAAAAUGGAGUGGAUAAAUACAUCGACCAGUAUGAGUUGAAGGAUGGCAAAGUUCUGCUGUACCUCGACAUGGUCCGUGUAAAGAAAGAGUGUGUGGUCUUUGCUGCAAACCAAGUUGUCCCUGUGGGUCUAGUACAGCCAGCCACCGCCACCCUUUAUGACUUCUACAAUCCCAGUGUCAAAUGUACCGUGACAUAUAGUGCCCCCGAGCACAGCGUCCUGGUGUCUACACUGUGCCACACAGAUGUGUGUGAGUGCGCGGAGGGUCCUUGUCCUCACAUCGAGCACAUCUUGUCCCCACAGCUGAACAGCUUCUCUCGAAUCGACUUUGCCUGUUACAGUCCAGUGGUGGAUUAUGCCUUCAAGGUACAGCUCCUGGGCAUCAAUCAUACGGCCUACUUUGAAAAAUAUGUUGUCAACAUCACCCAACCAAUACUAAACAGCCGAAACGAGGCCGGAUUGGGACAUGGAGCCAUCCGCCACUUUCUGAACCGGAGAUCGUGCCCACUCAAGCUGAGGCUUGGGAGUGAAUUCUGAUAAUGGGAAAAGAGGGGAAAACUCGGGAUCAUCAUCAAAUGAUACAGUAUGUCCUGGACUCUAAGACCUGGAUUGAGGAGAUCCCAUCUGACGACCAAUGUCUUCUCUCCAAAUACAGAAACGCCUGUAAAGCCGUCAAUGAUUUUAUUCAAUCCUUUGAAACCAACGGCUGCAAGGGCUAGUCAGCCCUCACAAUGAACCAGAUUGUCUAGUUUCUGUUCAUUGUUUUAAACCGAAACCCUUUCAUUUAAUAAACAUUAACAGCAAUAA